AUGCCAACAUCGUCUAUUUCCACGUCAUUGACAUCAUCAUCUUCUUCUACAUUCUCUCUUCCACAGCAUCAUACUGUCACUGAGCUCAUCACAUUCUUUUCUUGUGAAGAUGAACCAUCAUCUUAUUCUUCAACAACUUUUGUGAGAACUCAUGAUGAUAAAUCUGGAAUCAGAACAUCAAAAGUUAUCACAAGAACGGUGACGAUCAGUGUUGAAGCAAAACAGAGAAUGGAGUCGUUGGAAGAAGAAAGAAGAGAACGAAGAGUUCAGAUGGAAUUAGAAAAAGCCCAGAUUCGCUCACAGAAAGUUGCAUUAGAACAAGAAAAUGCUUCUAAAAUUGCAAAAGAAUUGAAAUCAGGGUCAAAACGAAGUUUAGUCAGAAGAGCAGCCAAACGGACGAAAGGCAAAAUCACAAGUAUAUUGAUACGUGAUUCAUCUCGAGAUGAUACGCUCAAAAGAGCUGGAAAAAAGCGAGGAAACUCACUAGAAUGGGAUAAUUCAAUUGGGUGUUCAAGUCGUUUCUCCGAGUCGUUUUCUGAUUCGAGACUAAUGGAAAUGUUCCAACACCCAUCUGGAAUGCCAAUCGAAGCUGAUGUAAUGAUGGAGGGAUACCUCUACAAAAGAUCUUCGAAUGCCUUCAAAACCUGGAACCGUCGUUGGUUUCAGAUCAAAGAUAAACAAUUGCUCUAUUCCCAUCGUUCCACCGAUCUUGAACCAUCAACUGUAAUGGAAGAGAAUCUUCGAAUCUGUCUCGUCCGACCUGCUCCCUCGAAUAUCGAUCGUGUUGGAUGCUUUGAAUUGGUCACACCCACUCGAAUUCAUCUACUUCAAGCUGAUUCUGAAUCUUUGUGUCAAGAUUGGAUGCGUGCUUUGCAACGAACAAUUCUAGCUCUUCAUGAAGGAGAUUCACCGGAUGUUGAAUCGACAAGUCCACGUAACAAAGCAGCUUCAUCGUCAUCAGGUGGAAAUGUCACAACUGCCAACGCGAUUUCUCCAACUUCUAAUAAUUUUGACAUCACUAAAGGAAGAUCUGUAUCAGAUCCUGCUUCGACUUCUGGAAAUGCCUCUCUCAAUGCUUCUACUAUCUCUGCAUCUAAUGUCCCUUCUUCAACUGCCUUUGAACAAAUCCGUCGUGUUCCUGGAAACGAAGUGUGUGCAGAUUGUAAUUCUAAAGCUCCAAAAUGGGUCAGCAUAAAUCUUGGAGUUGUAUUAUGUAUUGAAUGCUCUGGAGCUCAUCGUUCCCUGGGAGUUCAAACAUCAAAAGUCCGAUCGUUGUGUAUGGAUUCAAUUGACAAUGAGUUGAGAGAUGUUCUCUUAUCAUUAGGAAAUCGUCAAGUCAAUGCCAUUUUCCUUGCCCAUCUUCCACCCACGGAAAGUAUUGUUCCGCCACCAAUCAACGAGAAAUCUGCUCGUCCGGCUCGAGAAGCAUGGAUAAAAGCGAAAUAUGUAGAACGAAGAUUUGCAGUUUCUGAAGAUACACGUGCCAGAAGUACUGCAACAAAUCGACAAGAACAUUUGAAACAUAAGACAAGUAUAGGAGGAAGUACAAAUGGAGUGAAUAGAAGUUCCUCUUAUGCUGAUGUUCAGGAUGCAGAUCAACACAGUGGAUUAUUGGAUGCUGAUCCAUGGUCUUCUGAUCUAUCUAUUCCGGUCUCUCCUGCAUCGAAACGCCUUUCUGCUUGUGGUUCCGACACGAAUUUAGAUGUUGUUGGAAACUCAAUAGACGCAAAAACUGUAGAUUGGGAAUCAGUUAAAGAAGCAUGCGAAUCCGGAGAUCUUUUGGCUCUUCUGAAGGCCCACGCACAAGGAUUCGAUUUGCUGGCUCUUCAUAAUGGAACUUCCGCACUUCAUAUUGCCACGAGAAGCGGACAAACUGCUGCAGUUGAAUUUUUAUUGCUCAAUGGAGCCAAAAUCAAUAUGCUGGAUGAAAAACUGAAUACACCACUGCAUCUGGCAGCCAAAGAGGGGCACACAUUACAAGUCUGUCAAUUGUUGAAACGUGGAGCUGACAAUAAUCUAGCAAAUGUUGACAGUAAGACUCCAUUGGAUAUAGCAAUGGAAUGCACUCAUGCUGAUAUUGUUACCCUAUUCCGAGUAACAAUAAUGCGAAAUGAAUUCAAUGCCGACUUCAAUAAUCCUAUGGAUGAGACUGUCGAAGUGGUCAUUUCAGAUAUUGCUCGACGAGCAGCUACUGAAAAAGAGCAGAAAAAGACAGCAUCGUUAAGAGAAACUUCAGAAACCAGUGAAAUCUAG
Caenorhabditis remanei is the source of this 2253-nucleotide messenger RNA. RefSeq lists its product as uncharacterized. The record is from RefSeq and is a predicted model, not a curated record. Gene Ontology annotation, molecular function: protein binding; GTPase activator activity. Bases 1 to 2253 code for a protein of 750 amino acids. The transcript has 6 exons. Lineage: Eukaryota; Metazoa; Nematoda; Chromadorea; Rhabditida; Rhabditidae.